AUGGCUCAGUCGGGGCACGGCGGUUACGGAGCUCCUCCGCCGCGGCCGGGUCCUUACGGGAGUCCUUUUGCGGCUCUGAUCCCGUCGGCGUUUCCUCCGGGUACGGAUCCGAACAUCGUGGCUUGCUUCCAGGCGGCGGAUCAGGACGGGAGUGGGUUCAUCGACGAUAAGGAGCUUCAGAGGGCUCUUUCUUCGUAUAAUCAGAGCUUCAGCUUGAGAACUGUUCACCUUCUGAUGUAUCUAUUCACCAACAGCAACGCCAGGAAGAUCGGGCCGAAGGAGUUCACUUCUCUGUUUUACAGUCUUCAGAACUGGAGGUCCAUUUUCGAGAGAUUUGAUAAGGACAGGAGCGGUAGGAUAGACACGAACGAGCUGAGAGAUGCACUCUUGAGCCUUGGAUUUUCUGUCUCUCCUGUGGUUUUGGAUCUGCUGGUGUCCAAGUUUGACAAAAGUGGAGGAAGGAACAGAGCCAUAGAAUAUGAUAACUUCAUCGAAUGCUGCUUGACUGUCAAGGGACUAACAGAGAAGUUCAAGGAGAAAGACACCGCAUACUCUGGCUCCGCUACUUUCACUUACGAAGCCUUCAUGCUUACCGUUCUUCCGUUCCUCAUCGCCUAAAGGUUUCACUUUCAGGUCCUACAUUGUUUUCUUGGGUUUUCUUUCGAUGUUUUCUUUAGCGUGGGAAUGAUCUGAUGUAGAAUAUAGAAAUGAGUAAAAUUCUGCCAUGUUCAGUUGAAUUCUUUCUUGGUUGCUUGCUUUCCUUCUUGGUAAAAGAUCUGGGUGAUGGUUUUGUAAGUUUCCACGCUGUGUCAUACCCUCUAGAGGGUUCUUUGAAGUCGGUUUCUUGGAUUUGAGUCAA
This is a messenger RNA of Tarenaya hassleriana, 859 nucleotides long. Its product is annotated as probable calcium-binding protein CML49. The transcript has 5 exons. The record is from RefSeq and is a predicted model, not a curated record. The coding region runs from base 1 to 618 and encodes 205 amino acids. Gene Ontology annotation, molecular function: calcium ion binding. NCBI's taxonomy places the organism in Eukaryota, Viridiplantae, Streptophyta, Magnoliopsida, Brassicales, Cleomaceae.